CUUAUGAUAAAAAUAGAUGCACAAUAGGUUUUCAUCUAUAAAACCUUCCUCCACAAUUCCAUUCAACACCAACGAAAAUGAGCAGCAACAUACCAUCUCAAGAAACUUUCUUGUACAAAGGAAAAUGGACAGCAGAGGUGGACUCCAUGCUAUUGUCGGUGAUCACCCGAUCCAAGAUGAAGCAACGAUGGAGUGGAACUGUCAUACCGAUACCCAUUCUUGAGGAGGCAGUGGCUGCUAUAGCCUCUGACACUGAUUUGGUGUUCACUUGGCGUGAGUUGUAUGAACGUUUUCAAUUUUUCGAGGUUCGUUUUCGAACAUUCGACCUAGUGGUUCAUACUCGUGGCGUUCAUUGGAAUGUGAAUACCAACUUGGUUAAUGCCCCUGAACAAGUGUGGAAGGAAAUUUACAAGAGAAAUACGCUAGUUGCGGCAUACCAUCACUAUGGUGAUCCCGAGUAUCAUAAGCUCGCCCAGCUUUUUGGUGUUACCGAGCCGAAGAAAGAACCAAAUUCCGACAACGACGUCGUCGUCUUAUCCGACACAACUGUGCCGAUUGUUGGUCAAGAAUAUCCACCGAGUCCUAGGGGUGGGGAGUAUGACCCAUCUGGAGCGGCAAGUGAAUCCGUGUGCUCCCCGAUUCUUCACAAUGUAGCACCCCCAAGACGCAAAUUGUUUGCUGAUGCGUACCAAAAUUUGGAUAAUGAGUCUGGCAAUGAAAGUGAUCAUGUUUUUCUAGCUCCACGAAAUAAGAGUGAUCUGAAGGGGAAGGCUUCGUCUUUUGACCACUCGAAGUCGCGUUCAAAACCUUUCAACCCGGUUGCAUCUCCUCGUGGCAGCUCUUGUGGGUCCAAUAGCCCAAACCAAUGGUGGAGAAACAACUUCAAGUAAAUUGGAUGCAUGUACCUGAUGAAGAACUAUCACCGUAGGUUUGUUAGCUGAAAUUAAGAGUGGUUUAUCAUUAUAUGUUUGUUUUGUGUUGUAGUUUCUAGGUUUAUUGCCAGAAGACACCACUUGUGGUGUGUGUGAUUUGUAUUUCGUUUCUUAUGUGCUAUGAAUUUGUAUUGAGAUGGUUA
Salvia hispanica is the source of this 1075-nucleotide messenger RNA. RefSeq lists its product as uncharacterized. The record is from RefSeq and is a predicted model, not a curated record. Lineage: Eukaryota; Viridiplantae; Streptophyta; Magnoliopsida; Lamiales; Lamiaceae.